UUAAAAGUUUGAAAACGAAAACCGGCGAUAGAAAUGUUUUUUGGAUCGCAUUUUAAAAGUUUAAAAACGAAAAACGGCGAUAGAAAUGUUUUUUUAGAUCGCAUUUUAAAAGUUUAAAAACGAAAAACUGCGAUAGAAAUGUUUUUUUAGAUCGCAUUUUAAAAGUUGAAAAACGAAAAACGGUGAUAGAAAUGUUUUUUUAGAUCGCAUUUUAAAAGUUUAAAAACGAAAUAUAAUUCGUAUGAAAAUUCGUAUAAAAGGGAAUAUAAUUAGAAUGACAAUUCGUAUGAAAAGAGAAUAUAAUUCGUAUGAAACUUCGUAUGAAAAUCGUAUAAAAGAGAAUAUAAUUCGUAUGACAAUCAUAUAAAAUUCGUAUUAGAUUUUUUAAAAAUCGUAUAACUAUUUAACACUAUACGAACUGUAUACGAUUUUUAUAUGAAUUAAAAGCAAUUAAAUUCGUAUAUAUUCGUAUAAAAUAUCAUACGAAAUUUGUAGACGACCCCUAACAGUUACAGAAAUAUUGGGAUUUAAAGGUAUUUUGGUGACAUCUUUACACCAUCCAUUCUGAAGCAGAAUUGGGGACCAGGUUUUGGGGAACUUACCAAUUUGAUCCUAGUUUGUCCCUAGCUGCACAUGUGGUGAAAAUUAAAUUUCUGAGUUAUUUGUUAUUAAAAAACCUUAAAACAUUUUUUUAAAAUUACAUGAUCCCAUAUAUUUUCUUCAUUAGCGCUCCAAGUUCUACAUAUUGCAGGCAACAGGUAAAAAAAUUCCCCCAAAAUGUUUUUGUAUAUGCACUGAUGAUGUCAACAAAACUCAUAAACAACCUAUAUUUUCCAUUGUUUUUCUACGUUAGUGGAAGACAUUCUUUGUAGCUUUAUUUUCAAAACUCUAAUUGCACAGCCUAUGCACCGUUUCUACAGUCUAUCAGUUUUAGGGGGACAGCAUCCAGUUUCUAGUAAAUUUAGACUUUGCUACAUCCACUCUUUACUCUUUCUCUCCUAGUCCUUUCUUCUACUUCUUAACCUUUUCAACUAAUUAUUCCACCAAUUCCUCUAUGGGAACCAAAUCAUCUGCAUGAAAUAACUCCUAUGACCACUCUGAACUCCAUAGAAGCUUAUUAAGGACUAAAAUAAACAAAAGACUAAGUAUAUACAGAGUAAAUUUAGCAGAUACAAUAAAAAAAAAUUUAAACUAAAGAGUUUUUUGAAAUCGUGAAUUAAAUUUAAUAAAGGUUACUAAAGGAGUUUGAGAAGUUUACAAAUAAUCAAAAUUAUUAAAAUCAACAUAUUAAACAAAACGUUGCAGAUAAAAUGUAUUAUUUUCCAAACAUCCAUAACUAUAUAUAUUUUUUUAAAGUGAAAAUUAAUUGAUAAGAAGGCACAUCUAAUAAAAUAAAUUCUUAUACUGAAAACAAAUUUUUAAAAACAAACUUAUUCGAAUAAUAUGUAUAUCUUGUAUUAGUUGAGUUUAUUCUAGCACCAAAAGUUUCAAACUGAAUACCAGCUAUGGUAAAAAUAACAUUACAAAACCAGCAAGUUGAUAAUAGAUAAGAAACUUCUGUUUGUUACAAACACAGGCUGUUUUAAGAGUAUAACAUGCAUCUUGAUCCUUGACCUUUCCUAUGAUCUGUUAUACUGAUAAAAAUCAUAAAGCUUAUGAUUCGUGUAGAAGAAGUGCUUACUAUGACCAGUAAACACCAAUCUUGCUUCUUAAUGUGUUUAACAAACACCACUCUAUAUAUGUACAAGUUUGAGUUGGAUUGCUUCAUUCACUAAUAGGACAGUGUUUAAUUAACAUUUGUAUUUUAGUUAUACAGAAAUGUUUGACAAAUCUAUUAACAAAACAAAGUCACACAGUAUAAUUAAGGAAGGAAAACCCAGUUUGGAUGAUGUGUAUGAAGAAAGCGAAAAUGAUGGCACCUUACGAAGUUCACAAGUAUUACCUACUGAAAAUAUUGAUGGACCCUCACCGAUACACCUGCUUGCAAUAAACGGAAAUAAGAUACAAUUAUCUGAGUAUAUUCGUACAAAAAAAGAUGCAGUUGAUGAGGAAGAUAACAUGCGUCGCACACCACUUAUAUAUAGUGUUUUAGGUGAUAGAGUGGAUUGUGUUUUGGUAUUACUUAAAGCAGGGGCAAAUAUAAAUAAAUGUGAUGUUGACAAAAGGACAGCACUGCAUUGGGCUGCAUAUCAAGGUAAUCAUAAGCUUGUGAAAUUGCUGAUAUCAUAUGGUGCCAAUUGUAUUGCUAGAGACAAAGAAGGCCGCACUGCACUACAUUUGUCGGCAAGCCAUAAUAACAUAAAAGUUUUGCAAGCUUUACUUCGAAGUAUGACUACAGGAGAAAUUGAUACUCCUGACAAUAAGAAAAUGACUGCUUUAGCGUGGAGUGUAUUUUAUGAUAGAAUUGAAUUUGUGGUAUUGUUGCUACAAAAAGGUGCCAAUCCAGCCAGUAUUGAUAGCGAAAAAAGGACUGUCCUCCAUUGGACUAGUGAAAAUAAAGAUGCUUCUAUUUUAAAAAUGCUUAUUGAACAAGACCCAUUUAUUUGCAACUGGAAUGACUGUGAAGGUAGAACAGCAUUACACAUGGCAGUUGGUCAGUCAAAUUACAGUUUAGUUGAGUUUCUUUUAUCCGUUGAUAAAAUUGAAGUCAAUUGCAUUGAUCACAUGCAUAGAACACCGUUACAUUGGGCUGCAGUACUGGGAAAUAAAUCUUUAGUGUUGUUACUUCUAAAACAUGGUGCUGAUUAUACACUUAGCGACAAUAAUGGUGUCAGAGCUUUACAUUAUGCAGCACAAAACAAUGCACAUGAAGUAGUACAAGUUAUGCUUAAUAAAAAGGGAAUUAAAGAUAUACCAGAUGAUAAACAGGGAACUGCGUUAAUGUGGGCUGCCGUUAAAGGAUGUGACGCAGUUGUAAAAACUUUGUUGGAGAGUAAAUGUUCAGAUCCCAAUGCUGCAGAUAUACAUGGUCAAACAGCUCUUCACAUGAGCACACAAGCUGGUCACUUAAAUUGUGUAAAACUGCUUAUUGAAAAUGGAGCUCAUGUGGACACUGUAGAUGUAAAGCAUCAUAUCCCAUUGUUUUAUGCUUGUGCAUCUGGCCAUGUAGAAAUUGUGACAGAGCUUUUAAGUCAUGGUUCUUCAUCAAAUCUUGAUGAUCGAGAUUUAGAAGGCCGUUGCCCACUACAUUAUGCUGCCAUGGUAGAUAGGACAGAUAUUAUAAAAGUGCUUAUCCAAAAUAAUCUUGAUCCAAAUACAAAAGAUAAUGCUGGUUGCCCACCACUUCACUUUGCAUCCUAUGGUGGAUUUGUUCAUUGUAUGAGUGUUUUACUAGAAAAUGGUGCUGAUGUCAACAUGCAGGAUAAUGAUGGAUGUACAGCAUUGCACUGGGCAUGUCGAUCUGGUUCUGUGGACGCUGUCAAGUUGUUAGUUUCAAGAUUUGGUGCUAAUGUCAACAUGUUUGAACGUAGCGUUGAACAGUUAACACCACUUGAUUAUUCCAUACUAGAAGAUCAUCAAGAUGUUGCAUUUUAUUUAACUGAAAAUAAUGCAUACACUGCUGCAUCACUAAAAGAUUUAUCUGCGAUGAAAAUACAAGCUGUUUGGAGAGGAUACAAGUUUCGGAGGCAUUUUCAUGAAAAAAAACAAUUAUUUCUAAAACAUGAAAUUAUUCGUAGAGGUGUCUCUGACACUGGCGGGUCGUACCAUUCAGAGCAGGAUUUGUUUAAUCAGAAAUUGGGAAAUAUACAAACAUUGCAGGUUUACAGUAAUCAAAACAAUAUGGCCACUAAUAACAUUGAACACAACACAGGUCCUGACAUACAACUUCAAAAUUACUUGACAACAAACCAUAGAAAAAGAUCAACAGUUAGUAACCUUUCAGGAAAUACUGUUUCCUCAAAAUCCUCAGUUUUUCACCAUGCUGACAGAGGCCGUAGUGAUUUACGGAGUGGCCCAAAGUUUAGCACAGAUAAUACUAAUCCAAUGUCUUUACACAAAGUUAGUGCUGGCUCAUUAUCUCCUUACAGCUAUUUACAAAAACAAGGUUUUGAUGAAAUAUACCCACCUGCACGUAAGACCAGUACUGGAUCUUUACCAGCUGUUCAUGGAGGUCUUUUAGUAAGAGAUCAUAAAAUUUACUCAAGUUCUUCUGUUGUUGGGGAACAAUCUACUAUGAAAAAUUACAAUGAUACUAGAAAGACUGCUAGUAGUAUUUCUAUUUUUAAUGGUGGUAAAGAUGUUGGCCAAAAUAAUUAUACAACAAUGAAAACAUUAAAAGUUGCAAAUGCGAACCACUUUAUACCGCACAAUAACAGACCUACACAUUCAUCACUUAGUUCUGCUGGAUCAAGUGAUAUUAAUAAUGCUGGAAACACUAAAAAAGGUGACAGAAAUAAUUGGUAUAACAAAACUUACAGUCGAUAUGUUGCUGCUCAUCAACAAGGUAGCAUAAUCUCAUCUUCCUCCGAGAGUAGUGCAUUGUUUGAAACAAAACCAUUAAAUCAUGUGCUUUCUACAAUAAUGCAAAGAAAACAAGAUAUAGUAAUAGAUUCAGGCGCUACAAGUAGUGUUGAUGUAGAUUUACCAUCAAAGCAUAUUUCACAUGGGCAUACUUUUCAUGGCAAUGUAUUUCCUGUUGACACUGAUCCAGAAAAACCUUGGAAUGUUUAUCGACGUGAUCAAAAAAGAAUUAAUAUGAUCAGAUUGAAAACAGACGCUGCAGUCAUAAUUCAAAAAGCUUUUCGAAAAUAUUUGUCAAGAAAGAAUCCAAAACAAAUUAGUUUAUACAAGGAUGCAAAAAAUAAUGUUGAUUUAUGCAAUGCAACCUCACCUGAAACUGAAAUUGAUGCACAAAAAGACGAAUAUUGUAAUGAUGAUGUAGAUGAAGAUGAUGAAGAAGAAGAAAACGACGAGUUUACUUUGCAGGAAGUUGCUGCCUUAGUUAUUCAGUUAGCAUGGAGACAAUAUUUAAAAAACAAGCUGGUCUCCCAACAGAGCAAUUAUAGCAGUUUCGAAGAUGACACAGCACCAAUAAGUUCCACAGAUGAGGAAUCUAUAGCACAUGGACAUUCCUCAUUGCGACAAGAAGAAAGCGAUGAUUUUGAUUCCAGCUUUGAAGAAAACAAAUUUUUAGAGAAACAAGGUAAAAAGAAACUUACUGCAUCACAUUCAGUGCCUGUAAAUAUUUACACUAAGAAAAAGCGUUCCAAUAAAUUUUCAUUCAAAAAGAGACUUCUGCAGCGCAGUUCAGCAUCAUCGAAUUCAGCAGAAUCUCCAACAUUGGCAUCCGUGCAGCAACCACUCUCAAAAAGUGAUGCUUCGGCAAUUAAAACUGGCAAGCCAAAAUUAUUCUUACGUGGCCGAUCAACCUCUCGAAGUAAUGAUAACUCUUAAUUGAUCGAAAAAAUUUUCUUGACAUGAGAAUUUUAUUAUGGGGAAGUUGCUUUUAUUUUGUUUUUCAAAAAAAGCAGACUGACAGACUAAUUUUUUAAUGAAAUCAUUAUCCUGAGGCGGUUUGUUUAACAAAAAGCUUUAAAUAUAUGUUCAGGAUUCAUUUUAAAAUUGUGUUAUUAAGACAAGUUAUGACUUGAAAUAUUUUCUUUCGCAUUUUUCAAUUUCUGUCAGACUUAAUAUUUUGUAAAAACGACACAGCUUUUUUUUCUCCAUUAACUGGUGGUAAGAAAGCUCUGAAAAAAUGCUAUUUUUCGAUUUGUUAAUUAAAAAAUUUAUUUAAUACAUUAUACAAAAUUGUAUAUAUUGUCCAUACUUUUUAUUUUUUAUUUUUAUCUUGGUUUUAUUUGGUAUAUAUUCAUAGUUUUGUGAUGUUUUACAAAGUACAAUGAAAUAUGUCAUAAGUUUAAUUAAGUUUUUACGCAAUGUUUAAAUUUAUUAUCAGUUUUUCUUUGGAUGACAAAUUGCGUAAAUAAAUAAUGGAGAAUGCAGCUACUUAAAAACUGCAAAAUCACAAAAGGUUUUUGGCAUAGUUCUAAAUAGUUUUUAAUUUUCCAUAAUUUCAGAAAAAUCUUGCCAACCCUGAAAGUUUUAUGUAAAAAUUGAAAAAGUAGAAAAAAAUGCCUCGUUAUUAUAUUAUAAUUUUCCAUUUCUUUAUAUUAACCCUCGAAGUUUAUUGAAAUUAGGUUCAAGUCACACUUGCAACGGUUAAGAAGCAAAUGUUCAGGUCUUUUCGGAGAUUACAUCUUAAUCUCUUAAAGGCAGGUUUUCAUUUAAAUGAAAGCGGUUGAAUUCAUCAACCAAAAGUAGGAAGCAUUUCUACUUUUGCACGAAUUAAUGUCAAUCUAUUUGACCAAUUGUUUUAAACCUACCUUAAGCCGAGUCAGUUUCUUUUUUGUACCAAUGUGAAAUAAGUUUAUUUGGUUUUAUUUUUACUAUUUUUGGUCAUUGUUUGAUAAGUGGGUAUAUAUAUUUAUUGAAUUAUUUAGAACAUUUUAUUUAACUGGAUUGUCUUUAAAUGUCAAACACUUUUUGUAAAUUGUUUAUUUGUCAAUUUGUCUUUUUAUUAACUUUAGAAGUAAUUAUUAAAAUAAGGUACCAUCAAUUUUUUAAACAAAGGGAAACCAGGAUUUUGUAAUAAUACUAAUAAUAAAAAAAUUAUAAAAAACUGA
Hydractinia symbiolongicarpus is the source of this 6623-nucleotide messenger RNA. RefSeq names its product inversin-B-like. The transcript has a single exon. Lineage: Eukaryota; Metazoa; Cnidaria; Hydrozoa; Anthoathecata; Hydractiniidae. Bases 1819 to 5394 code for a protein of 1191 amino acids. Gene Ontology annotation, molecular function: protein binding. The record is from RefSeq and is a predicted model, not a curated record.